CAACAUUUUUCUUGCAAAUAAUUAUCUAAAAAUGGAAAUAUCAGACAUUCAACCAUUCCCUCCCCUUUCAAAAAUAACUAAGAAACACAAAUCUAACUUAAAAAAAAAAUACAGAAAGGGAGAGAAGAAGAAGAAGAAAGACGAAGAAACACAUUCCUCCUUGGCUCGUAUUAAUUGUCAUUAUUCCCGAUUAAUACAGCUUAAUUUCACCAGAAGGUGGAUUGUUGUUUAAUCGAGUGGAUGACGACGAGUCAAGGUGGUUUAUCAUCGAGGAGGAGCAUGUCAUUGCCGCAAUCUUCGUCGCUAUCCAGGAAAAAGGCCUCCGCCUCCGCCGCAUCGGAGAACGGUGGAGGAUUUGGGGAUUCGCCCUCUAAACGAAAAUCCUUGUCGGUCUCACGUUCUGUGGGACUUAUGGGAGAACGGACGGUGAAGAGAUUGCGGCUGUCAAAAGCCUUGACAGUACCUGAAAGUACAACUAUUAAGGAAGCUUGUCUUAGGAUGGCAGCACGUAGAGUUGAUGCAUUAUUGCUAACCGAUUCGAAUGCAUUAUUAUGCGGUAUCUUGACAGAUAAGGAUAUAGCUACAAGAGUUAUAGCUCGUGAGGUCAAUCUUGAGGGAACACCUGUUUCGAAAGUCAUGACAAAAAAUCCCGUGUUUGUUCUUUCAGACACUCUUGCUGUUGAAGCUUUGCAAAAAAUGGUUCAGGGAAAGUUUAGGCAUUUACCUGUUGUGGAAAAUGGUGAAGUGAUUGCACUACUAGAUAUAACUAAAUGUUUGUAUGAUGCUAUUGCUCGUAUGGAGAGGGCAGCUGAAAAAGGAAAGGCCAUUGCAGCUGCAGUCGAAGGUGUUGAGAAACAAUGGGGGACAACAGUCUCUGAGCCUAACAAAUUCAUUGAGACACUUCGAGAGAGAAUGUUCAGACCGUCAUUGUCGACUAUAAUUUCCGAGAAUCCAAAAGUUGUUACAAUUGAUCCUAGUGACACCGUGUUAGUUGCGGCAAAGAAAAUCCUUGAACUUCGAACAAGCUCUGCAGUUGUCACAGUAGAUAACAAACCUCGGGGAAUACUAACUUCAAAAGAUAUUCUAAUGAGAGUCAUAGCACACAAUCUUUCUCCAGAAUCAACUCCAGUGGAGAAGGUGAUGACUCCAAAUCCAGAAUGCGCGAUUAUUGAUUCACCUAUAGUUGAUGCUCUUCACACUAUGCACGAUGGGUCGUUUCUACACCUUCCAGUUGUUGAUCGAGAGGGAAUGAUCGUAACUGUCAUUGAUGUGCUUCACAUAACUCAUGCUGCUGUAGCAACGGUUGGUAAUGCUGUUGCAGCUAAUAGUGAAGCUACAAAUUCCAUGAUGCAAAAUUUUUGGGAUUCUGCUAUGGCUCUAAGUCCAGAAGAUGAGGAUGACACCCAGAGUGAGAAUUCAUUGAAGUUGGCUUCUGAGGGGGGAGAGACGGGUGUAUCUGUCCCGCCACCUUCUUCCAUUACAUCGAAUAUUUUCUCUUUCAAGAUUCAAGACAGAAAAGGAAGAAUGUAUAGGUUUAUAUGUGAUUCAGAGAAAAUGAGUGACCUUGUUAAAGAAAUCCUUCAAAAAGUAGGGGCUGAUAUCGACCGCAACAACAUUCCACUAAUUAUGUAUGAAGAUGAAGAUAAUGACAAGGUUCUAUUAGCUUCAGAUAGUGAUCUUCAAGCAGCCAUACACCAUGCAAGAGUAUCUGGCUGGAAGGGAUUAAGAUUGCAUUUAGACUACCUGGGAACAAGUCACCAUCCAAGACGAACAAAAUCAGGGGCUCUUGAAUUUGUUCAUGCAGAUGGAUCGAUUUCGGCCUAUAGUGUUGCUGCUGCUGGGGCCGCUGUUGUUGCGAGUUUAGGCAUGUACGCAUAUUUAAAACAAGUCAGAAAUUAAUUUAUUUUAGUGAUGAAAUUCAGGCAACAUUCAUAUUAUUCUUGGACCUGACUUAGUUUGAGACUCUAUAAAAGCUUAAGAGUCAGGUCUUGAUUGAUAGAAGUAUAUAAGAAUAAAUAUAAGAAAACCAAUAUCUUUUGUUUUAUUAUAUUAUUUUUAUUUUGUUUGUAUAUGUGUGUCUAAACAAUGAAUUUACAUGUUUGAUUGCUGAUUUAGGUAGAGAUAUGCUAUGUAGCCUUUUGUUUUUGGAAACCUAAAUCAAGUUUUGUGAUUUGGGU
This is a messenger RNA of Striga asiatica, 2177 nucleotides long. Lineage: Eukaryota; Viridiplantae; Streptophyta; Magnoliopsida; Lamiales; Orobanchaceae. The record is from the annotation of a GenBank genome assembly.